AUGAAGCCUGUGGGUUUUGGGGUAACCCACAAUUGGGUAAAGAAGAGCAUUUUCUGGGAGCUGCCAUAUUGGCACACUUUGUUGAUCCGACACAACCUUGAUGUAAUGCAUAUUGAAAAGAAUGUGUUUGACAAUAUCUUUCACACCAUCAUGGACACCCCAAAAUCGAAGGACAACGUAAAAGCAAGGAAAGACAUUGAAGAAUACUGCAAUCGACCGGAGUUGUAUGUGAGGGAGGAACGGAAUAAAAUAUUUAAACCAAAAGCUUCUUAUUCAUUGAACAAACAACAAGUAGGAAAGGUGUGCCAAUGGUUGAAGAAGUUGAAAUUCCCAGACGGCUAUGCUUCUAACCUAGGUGCAUUAGUAAACGUCGAAGAUGRUAGUUUUUAUGGCUUCAAAAGUCAUGACUGUCAUGUGUUCAUGCAAAGGCUGCUACCUCUUUCUAUAAAAGGGAUGGUACCGACUCCAAUAUGGGAUGCUAUCACUGAGUUGUGCACAUUCUUUCGUGCAAUAUGCUCAAAGGUGUUACACAUUGACGACUUGGUUCAAUUGCAGACAAGUAUAGUGGAAACUAUCUGYAAGUUGGAAAGAGUCUUCCCACCGGGAUUCUUUGAUUCCAUGGAACACCUUGUGGUACAUUUGGCACGUGAGGCAAUAGUUGGAGGUCCGGUUCAAUAUCGAUGGAUGUAUCUCUAUGAGAGACGUCUAGGGUCGUUGAAAAGGACAGUGAGAAACAGAUCAAGGGAAGAAGGGUUAAUUGUAGAAGCAUAUUUGGUUAAUGAAMUAUCUACCUACUGCUCGCUGUAUUUUGGAACAACGGUGGAGACACGUUUGAACCGUGAGCCUCGAAAUUUUGCCCCCGAUUGUUCGUCUUCAGACCGACGGUUAAGUAUAUUUAAAAYUCCGUGUCGAGGAUUAUUUAAUAAAGGCGGAGCGCAUGUUAAUCUAUCRGAUGAAGAUAUGCACAAAGCUCACACCUACAUUUUACUGAAUUGUGAAGAAGUUUUUCCGUUCAUAGAUAUCUUCAAUACGAAGGUUAUGUCUCGGUCAGACCCUGCUUCAGAACUUGUUAGGAUUUUGGCAUACAAACAGUUACGUACGGUUUGGACACACCCGGGGUUAUUCAUAAACGGUUACAAGUUCCACACGCUAACUCAUGGUAGAAAUCGCACCACACAUAAUAGUGGAGUAUGCGUGAGAGGGUCUUGUUACUCAGAUUCCGAGGCCGACUACUAUGGCUUGUUGGAUGAAGUCCUCGAUAUAGAAUAUCAUGGGUAUGAGCUCGUUAACGGCGUCCGAGUUGACCCAAAACAUAAUAUCGUGGACGUCAAACAUAGAUCAAGGCUUCGUUCAGACGACCCGUUCAUCCUAGCAUCACAAGCUGAACAAGUCUAUUAUGUACAAUAUCCAUCGAAUUUAUUAAAAGAUUGGUGGUCUGUGGUGAAGACAACACCAAGAGGGGUCUAUGACUUAGCAUCGAGUACCCCUGAAGUCCGGUCGGAUGAUGAAAAUAUAGACGAUGAACAGUUUUUCCAGGAAAAUGAACGAAUAACCCAACAUGAGGGAAACGAAGAUGUUYAAGAACCAAUCCAGCUUGUCACAGKGGAAGACGACAUCRAAGUUGCYAACGAUCGUCGCGACAACUGGCAUGUUGAUGAGAGUAGUGACAAAGAAGAGGAGUUCCAAUACUCGGAUAGUGACUCUGAGGACGAAGAACUUGACUUGUCUGAUCACUCAUCAGAUGAUUAG
Cynara cardunculus var. scolymus (artichoke) is the source of this 1749-nucleotide messenger RNA. RefSeq lists its product as uncharacterized. The transcript has 3 exons. The coding region runs from base 1 to 1749 and encodes 582 amino acids. The record is from RefSeq and is a predicted model, not a curated record. NCBI's taxonomy places the organism in Eukaryota, Viridiplantae, Streptophyta, Magnoliopsida, Asterales, Asteraceae.